Messenger RNA from Populus nigra (black poplar), 2261 nucleotides. RefSeq names its product F-box protein SKIP14. Gene Ontology annotation, cellular component: cytoplasm. Gene Ontology annotation, molecular function: protein binding. The transcript has 2 exons. The record is from RefSeq and is a predicted model, not a curated record. Lineage: Eukaryota; Viridiplantae; Streptophyta; Magnoliopsida; Malpighiales; Salicaceae. Bases 280 to 1554 code for a protein of 424 amino acids.
UUAUUAGCCUAUUAGGCUUCAUAAAUACAGAUUAGGUCAAACCUUUUUAGAUUUCUCCUUGCGAAACAAUGUAAUGUGAGAAUCUUUGCUCUGCCCUCUACCCCUCACUGUAAACAACCCUCCUUCCGCUGUUACCUAUCUCCCAUAGAUACAGUUUUAUUCUAACCCUUCUUAUGUGCAAAGAAGAUUGAUUUUUUAUCUGGGGUUUUCUCUUGAUUUAUUUUGUUUCGAUCCUUUUGGAUUUGAGUUUUUCAUUCAUUCCCUAGUUUUUUUUAUUUAAUGAAUAUGGAGAGAAACCAUUAUCACGGAAUGAAAAAAAGUGAACCAGAGGGUAAUGAUGCUAGAGUGGGUUCUGAUGAUAUUGUUGAUAGCCCUUCUGGCAUGGAUAUCAAGUUCUCAAGACUCACUGCUUUGUUUCAAGAUUUUGAUGGUGAUUUUGGGUCUUCAUUUGCUAAACUUGGGGUCAAUGGAGACGAAAAAAGUAUGGUUGAUGAUGGCUUUUUUGUGGAUGUCGAUUUGUUUUUUAAUGGUGCUUGGAGUUUGCAGCCACAUAAGGGCAACUUGAAUAUCAGUGACGAGGUGUCGACUCCAGAUCAUAGUUUUAGUGGAUAUGGGGUUGACUGUGGGGUGAGUGCUGAUGGUUUUUCUUCGGAAACCAAAGUCCACAAUUGGGUUGAUUGUGAGAAAGGGAAAGAAUUGGGAGGUGAACCACAUGAUGCUUUGAUUUUUGCUCUUGGUUAUCUAGGGGUGAAAGACCUCCUUAUGGCUGAAAGGGUAUGCAGAUCUUUGCGUGAUGCGGUUAGAGGCGAUCCUCUGUUGUGGAGGAGAAUUCAUAUAGAUCAACCUUUAAGCGAGAAAAUCACUGAUGAAGCUCUUGUCAAGUUCACUAGUAGGGCUCAAGGUACUCUGCAAUGCUUGAGUCUAGUGGGGUGCAUAAGAAUCACUGAUACUGGGUUGAUGCAGGUGCUUGAAAGCAAUCCAAGUUUAACAAAGCUUUGUGUGCCAGGAUGUGUGAGACUCACCAUCGACGGCAUCUUGUGUAAUUUAAGGGUCCUCAAGUCAGCAGGCACCCUGAGAAUAAAGCACAUAAGAAUUGGUGGGCUCUUUGGUGUAAAAGAAAAUCAUUUUGAAGAGUUGAAGUCCUUGCUUGGCAUGGACCAUAUGCAUCCAAGAGCAAAAAACCCACAGUUUCAUCGUGUUGGACAGUUGUAUCCUUCUUGUGAUGACGAACGCACAAUUGAUAUUGAGAUGUGCCCCAAAUGCCAGCAACUGAAACUAGUUUAUGAUUGCCCAUCGGAGAGUUGCCAAGGGAAAGAUCAAGCUAAUCAGCUAUGCAGAGCUUGCACUGUGUGUAUAGCUCGUUGUAUACAUUGUGGAUGUUGCAUUAAGGGUUGUGAUUAUGAGGAGACCUUUUGUCUAGACUUUCUAUGUUUGGAUUGUUUGAAGCAUCUGUUUAAUUGUCAAGAGAAGCCAGAAGUAAGUGGUGCUUCCUCUUCUGGGCACACAAUUUCUCACCAGGAGAUGAGGUAUCAUUUUUGCCUUUACAGUGAAUAGAGAAGAUAUCACAAAUGCACGUCUUUGAGCUCCUUGCAUGCUUUGGGUGCAUCAAUAAUAUUACAAAUAAGGUGUGUCAACCACGUGCUCUGUUGCCUGGCUGUAAUAUCAAAGCAUUUUGACAGACACUAGUUGCUGCCUGAUUUUGCAGUCUGUGCUUGGCUGUUGAAUUUGACUGACUUUAGCUUGGAUUCUUCAGCAAGCUCAGCUGUUUUAGGUAGGGUGGACAAAAAUAGAAGUGGAAAAAAAAAACGGUUGGAAAAGAUGUGGAAUAAGAAGGGGAAAAAGGGGCAGGAGUAUUAAUGAAAUUAUCGUCCAACUUGAGUGCCUAUUAAAUAAAAUGUCAUCAAGUGGUUCCUGUCUCAGCACGAAGAGUGGAAGAGCAUCCGGAUGUGAUGGAUCAUGUGGUCCAUUUGAAGAAACAUGGUUGAUGAUUCACCAUCGAAGUUGGGAGACGCUGCAAAUUACAAGUGCAUACCCGUAUUGUCAAUCACGGUAUGGAGGCAUUAUAUAUGCUUGUUGUGAAUUGUAUUCUCUUUCCACUUGCCUUCAGUAGAGAAAAUAAUGGUGGUUGCUUUCUAUAAACUUCGUAUCAUUAUAUUUGAUUGAAGGAUAUGCUCGUCAUAAAGCUUUGAACAACAUUUCUAGAUUAUUGUGGUAUGCUUUGCUUGCUAUAAAAUAAUAUGGUGUGACUAGCAGUUUGUUUA